Agelaius phoeniceus (red-winged blackbird) is the source of this 1816-nucleotide messenger RNA. RefSeq names its product GTP cyclohydrolase I feedback regulator (gene GCHFR). Gene Ontology annotation, cellular component: cytoplasm; nucleus. Gene Ontology annotation, biological process: negative regulation of biosynthetic process. The record is from RefSeq and is a predicted model, not a curated record. NCBI's taxonomy places the organism in Eukaryota, Metazoa, Chordata, Aves, Passeriformes, Icteridae. Gene Ontology annotation, molecular function: GTP cyclohydrolase binding.
UACUGGGAUUUAUGGGAUGUGCUUUAGGAACAGGAGACCAACAGUCUCUGGAGUUUCUUGUAUGUCACCACACCCAACCAACAUGUCAAUGACAAUGUCGAUAAUAACAAUUAACAACAACAACAACAAUUAAUAAUUAAUAACACAGCAAUAGUAACGGAUAUGCAGCACCUCUGCCUGUCCUGAUCUCAGGAAAUGGAACUUCUCCAAUUCUGAAGGAAUUUAAAUCCCCUGUGUUCUCAGAUAAUAACAGCAGAAAGAGAGAUUUUUCCCAAAAAAUGUUGGAAAUGCUGAACAUUCUCCUUCAGGGGAAUGUUUGGUCAGACUGUGGGGUGGGAGUGGGAAUGCUCUACAGGGCCCACCUGCCUGGCUCCUGCUCCACCAUCUCCCAGUCCUCACCUCCCUGCUGUUAUUUCCUGGUCCUUUAUCUCCCUGCUAUUAAUUUCCGUUUUCUUCGUCUCCCUUAUCCAUCAUCUCCUGGUUCAUUGCCUCCCUCCUCAUCAUCUCCUGUCCUACAUCUCCCUGUCCUCCACAUCCCUGCAUCUCAUCUCCUGCUCCGUCCUCUCCCUGCUCAUCAUCUCCUGUCCUUUGUCUCUCAGUCCAUCAUCUCCUGCUCCAUUCUCUCCCUGCUCAUCAUCUCCUGCUCAUCACCUUCUGUCCCCUCCUGCUCCAUCCCCUUCCAGCCCUUCACCUCCUGCCCGUCCCUUGUUGGGAAGGCAGCGCCGAGAUCCCGAGGGAUCCCUCGGAGCCCCCCAGAUCCCUCCGGACCGGGAGCCUUUUCCCCCCCGCCGCCCGGGGGCGGUGGUGGCGGGGCGGGACCGGGGGCGGCCCCGGGCAGGUCCCCCUGGAGCGGCGGCGGGAGCGGCGGAGCGGAGAUGCCGUACCUGCUCAUUAGCACCCAAAUCCGCCUGGAGGCUGGGCCCACCAUGGUGGGCGACGAGCACUCGGAUCCCCACCUGAUGAGCAUCCUGGGGGCCACAAAGAGGAGCACACUGGGGAACAACUUCUGUGAGUACUAUGUGAACGACGCUCCGCGCGUGGUCCUGGACAAGCUGGAGAGCCUCGGCUACCGCGUGGUCAGCAUGACUGGCGUGGGCCAGACCCUGGUCUGGUGCCUCCACAGGGAAUAGCCAGGGAGAAUCCUGCCUUCCACCCGGACCACAUCCUGCUGGACAUCCUCUUAUAGGACUGGCAGCAAACUUUUCCCCCUUAAUUCCUUCCUGUCCCAGACUCCAGGCGCUCAGGCAGGGGGAGGAACGGCGCAGAGGCAGAGCUGGACCCAGUGGAAUUUUGCCAUCCCUGUUCUGUUUCCCAAGAGGAAGGGGAGGAAGGUAUGCCCAGAAUCUGGCAGAGGGAACAGAUGGCUCCAGCUCUGCCUUCAGUGGGAUGGCAGUCUGGCAAAUUCCAGGUUUUUACAUUUUAAUAAUGUAUUCAGCAUGCCCUAGAGGAAACUCAGUAACAGCCCUGUUUGCCUCCCUUCUCCUGGGCCAGGGGGUUAGGGAAGGACAGCAAGCAUGGACACCAUCCCAUCUCAUCUCACCCCUGAAAUCCAAGAGGGAACCACUAAACCUACUCCCAGUGCUCUGAGAAUCCCUUCCCUUGGCAGCAAGGCCUGUUUCCAUCUCAGCAGCACCACCAAAAUUCCAGAUCCCAGACUGCCAUCCAAGCCUAACAUGGGAUUCCCAAAAUAACACAGAAAGUGGUGUUGUGUGACUAUUCCAGGUGCAGGCUCUAAUCCCAACACUGCUGGAAUGUUUGGGACUGUGAACAGAUCCUGCUAUGGGGGUAACACCAAUAAAACAUUGCUCCAAAGAGA